Eufriesea mexicana is the source of this 1077-nucleotide messenger RNA. RefSeq names its product Dolichyl-phosphate mannosyltransferase subunit 1 (gene Dpm1). Gene Ontology annotation, molecular function: dolichyl-phosphate beta-D-mannosyltransferase activity. Lineage: Eukaryota; Metazoa; Arthropoda; Insecta; Hymenoptera; Apidae. The record is from RefSeq and is a predicted model, not a curated record. The transcript has 4 exons. Bases 307 to 1068 code for a protein of 253 amino acids. Gene Ontology annotation, biological process: GPI anchor biosynthetic process; dolichol-linked oligosaccharide biosynthetic process; protein O-linked glycosylation via mannose. Gene Ontology annotation, cellular component: endoplasmic reticulum membrane.
UAUAUGAAAUUUGCAUUCGACUUUAUUUUCUAUACGUCGUUCUACGCUGGUACUACAUGUCUGUCGUUCGCGCGUUUAAAUAUUUGAAUGAUUCGUGCAAAUAUAGAAUAGCGAUGAAUGAAGCUUGAAAACACCGUUUCGUAGUGACGUAAAGGAACACCGGCGAAACGCGUCAUCGAAAGAUGACUGCUUUAUUGACUAGUUUUUCGAAGCCCUACGAAUUGUCGAACUGAUUUAGUUAGUGCGGCACUUGAUAAGGAAGGAUUCGUCUGUAACGCGUCACUCUGACAAGAAUUCGUGUCAAAUAUGGUUGAAAGAGAGCAAACGAAAAAGGAUAUAAAAGAAUUGGCAAAAAAUGACAAGUAUUCGAUAUUACUUCCAACGUACAACGAAGUCGAGAAUUUACCCAUAAUCGUUUGGCUGAUCGUCAAGUAUAUGGACGAGAGUGAACUUGAUUAUGAAAUAAUCGUGAUAGACGAUGGUUCUCCAGAUGGGACAUUGGAUAUGGCUAAACAGCUACAAAAUGUGUACGGAGAGAACAAAAUAGUCUUGAAACCGAGGGAAAAGAAGCUUGGACUGGGCACGGCUUAUAUGCAUGGGAUUAAACAUGCUACGGGAAACUUCAUUGUCAUUAUGGAUUCAGAUUUGUCCCAUCAUCCCAAAUUUAUACCAAAAAUGAUAGAGCAACAGAGGUAUCUGGAUCUAGAUAUUGUUAGUGGUACCAGGUAUGCACAUGGUGGAGGAGUUUAUGGCUGGGAUUUCAAGAGAAAAUUAAUAAGCAGAGGAGCAAAUUUCCUAACGCAACUAUUAUUGAGACCAGGUGCCAGUGAUCUCACAGGCAGUUUUAGGCUAUAUAAAAAGGAUGUGUUAGAGAAGCUCAUUCAAUCCUGCAUAUCAAAGGGGUAUGUCUUCCAGAUGGAAAUGAUCGUAAGGGCCAGACAAUUCAAAUACACCAUAGGAGAAGUUCCAAUUACGUUUAUCGAUCGUAUUUAUGGGGAAUCAAAGCUGGGAAGUUCGGAAAUUAUUCAAUUCGCGAAAGGUCUUCUGUAUCUUUUCGGAACUACGUAAUACAACGUA